UCUGUUUCCUGCUCGCACUAGCCCAUAUCCUUGAUUUUAUAUUAAUUUUAUACAUGACCUCUUGCUUUAACUGCAACUUCAGAGUCUUUUGGUUCCCUCUUGAUCUAAAAAGUACUGAAAACAAAGGAUGAAUCAAAAUUCUACCACAGAAUUAGUUUGCGAGGCAUUUGAGGCGCAUAAGAUGAUACGUCUUAAGCAUGAAGAUGAAAAUUACUACAGUUUCUCACCUGUGCUUGUGCAGAUUGGUUUAGUUACACUUUUCAAAACAUUUUUUCAGUUCCUUCUCAUGCCUUUUGGACAGCAGCGUUUUGUUUCGGAAAUCCUGGGUGGAAUUGCCAUAAGCCCUUCAUUUCUUGGACAUAUGGAAAGAAUUAAUAGAUAUUUGUUUGCACCAAGGAGUGUGAUGAUUCUUGAUACCUUUGAAGUGUUUGGUCUCGUAUUCGUUCUUUUCCUGCUUAGCUUACGGCUGGAUAUAACCGUGGUGAAGAAAUGUGGGAAACUUGCAGUUGUUAUAGGCCUUGCUUCUUUUGUGGUUCCGACGGUGAUAACAACACUAAUGGCUUCGUAUCUAAGAGGAUUCUUUAAAUUGGAGCUUCACGAGGAGGUCUAUGUCGUGGCUGUUAUUAUAUCAACAUCUUCCUUCCAUGUUGUUUUUUCCAUCCUUGAAGAUCUCAAGCUCCUCAAUUCGGAACUAGGCCGCCUUGCUCUCUCUUCUUCAAUGGUCAGUGGAUUGUUCAGCUGGAGUUUUAUAGUAAUUUUUGCUAAUUUGAAAGAAGCCUCGAAGCUUGGUUCAAAGAAAGGUAUAAUAUUAGCGCAGAUAACCAGAAUCCCCAUGGUUAUGAUCAUUGUUUUCGCUUUCCGACCUAUGAUGUGGUGGAUGGUAAGACAAACCCCUGAGGGACAGCCUCUGAAGCAGUCAUAUAUUUUGAUUAUCAGUACUAUGGUUCUUUUCUGUGGUUUUUUGGGGGAAAUCAAUGGUCAUCAUUUUGUUUUUGGACCUCUGGUCUUAGGCUUAGCUACCCCUGAUAAUCCGCAGCUGAAUUCUUGCUUGAUGGAGAAGAUUGGCACCUUUGUUAAUUCAUUUCUAGUGCCAUGUUUCCUUGUAGAUGUUGGCAGAGGAAUCAAUUUGUUCCUCGCCACAUUCAAACAUGUUGCAUUUGCGCUAAUGCUCAUCUUUAUAUCUACCUUGACCAAACUUUCUGCCAUUAUAGCCACUUCACUCUAUUACAAGAUGCCAUUUCGGGAUGCUCUCUCGCUCGGUCUUAUCUUGAAUUGCAAAGGUUUCGUCGAUGCACUAUUAUACAACGCUGCAAAUAAGUUCGAGGGUCUAAAAACUGAGUUUUUUAGCAUCCUGGUUGUCACAGCAAUGCUGCAAUCGGUGUUUGUUACCCUGUUAGUGAGACUUCUCUAUGACCCUUCAAGAAGAUAUAUAGCCUACAAACAACGCACAAUCCAGAACACCGGACUCCGUUCUGAGCUACAAAUCGUUGCCUGUCUCCAUCAACAAGAUGAUGUCCGCUCCAUUAUCAAUGUUCUUGAAGCAACCAAUCCAACCAGGGCAAGCCCCAUAGCGGUUUAUGUUUUGAACCUUAAGAAGUUGAUUGAAGGCACCUUGCCGCUUUUCAUAUCGCACAGAUUGAACAAUAUUUCAUCUGCUGAGAAAAUCGACAUUGUCAGCAACGCCUUCUAUCAAUUUGAACAGCAAAAUCAAGGUCUUGUUACUGUGCAAUGCUUCACAUCCUUCGCACCGUAUGCCACAAUGCACGACGACGUUUGCACUAUGGUACUAGAGAAGAGUACCUCCUUGGUGAUCGUUCCUUUUCAACGCUAUGAUAGCCCUUCAAUGAGAGCAGUCAACAGGAACAUACUCGUAAAGGCUCCAUGUUCUGUCGCUCUCCUCGUUAACCGUGGGAAUUUGGAUCGAUAUGUUUUAUCAGGUCGACUCACAAUGAAGGUCUGUGUGGUUUUCAUAGGAGGGACUGAUGAUCGUGAGACGCUAGCAUACGCUCAACGCAUGUCCGGGCAUCCCAACAUCAGGCUGACAGUGCUCAGAUUAGUCUCUGUGGACCAAACUUUUACUGAUUUGAUAGAGAAAAGACGCAACUCGAGCAUGAUUAACGAAUUCAGGCUCAACAACAACGACUGCCCGCGUGUUUCAUAUAAGGAAGAGAUGGUGAAACAUGGAAAUGACACCGUUCGGUUGCUGGGAGCCAUGUGCAACGAUUUUGAUCUUAUUAUGGUGGGAAGAAGGCAUGAUCCUGAUUCUACACAGUUAAUUGGGCUAUCAGAGUGGGGUGAGAUUGAUCAGGAUUUGGGUGUAAUCGGAGACAUUAUGGCAUCUAAAGACUUUGAGUGCAAGGCAUCCAUAUUGGUGGUGCAACAACAAGCUUCGGUGGUGGUAGAGAUGAUUCAAAGCCAAAAAUACAUAUCCGUUUAUAAUUCUGAUAGAUAGAGCUAGUUCAACUAGUGUUAUUCGAACUAAUGUUACCAGCUGUCCUCGUUGAUACAUAUGAAGGAACUUUCAGUAAAAGUUCCCACGA
This is a messenger RNA of Populus euphratica (Euphrates poplar), 2540 nucleotides long. Its product is annotated as cation/H(+) antiporter 27-like. Gene Ontology annotation, cellular component: endomembrane system; membrane. Gene Ontology annotation, molecular function: antiporter activity. Lineage: Eukaryota; Viridiplantae; Streptophyta; Magnoliopsida; Malpighiales; Salicaceae. The record is from RefSeq and is a predicted model, not a curated record. Bases 128 to 2452 code for a protein of 774 amino acids. Gene Ontology annotation, biological process: regulation of pH; proton transmembrane transport. The transcript has 3 exons.